AUGGCCCCAUAUGGAGGCAAAGCCAGUGGCCAGGGAGGAUCUGACCCCGGCCAUGCGGCUUCUCCGGCUGGCAGGAAUUUUGCCCGCGGAUCCUGUCGAUGGGGCCAAAACUGCCGCUUCUCGCACGACAGAAAGUCAGCCCAGAUCUGCAGGUACUUCCAGAGCGGGUUUUGCAGCUAUGGAGAGCGGUGCAGCUACCAGCACAUCCAAGAGGAGCCGGUGCCAGUGGGGACCCGCUAUGGUCCCGUGCCCACCCAGCCCCCCAGCCGCUGGGGCUCAGAGCCCGGCCGUGUGCCUGCGGCAGUGGCCCAGGGCUGGGGGGGAGCCCGACGCAGCUCAGCCCACCCUGUCCCCAGCAUGACGCACAUGGCCUUCAAGUUCCCAAGCGUGGAGGUUGAGGAGGAAGAAAAAGACAAGGAGAACAUCCCAGCACCUGAUAACAUCCCCCGUGGGGCCGUCGGUGGAGAAUUUGUCCCUACACAAGCUCGGGGUGCCUCAGGCUCCCAACCGCGAGGGCUGGGACUGGAUCCAAAUUCUCCUGACCCCAGAGAGGCAGUGGUGGAGACAGCGACAUGGACUGAUCCUGCAGAGGUCCCCACGGAGCUGGGCGCUGUGGCAGCCCCAGUCUCCACUGCAGCGCUGAGGACCCGGAGCGAGGCCGUGGUAUGUGGCAUCUGCAUGGACCGAGUAUACGAGAAGCCGCUGCUGGAGGAGCGGCUUUUUGGGAUCCUCCCGAACUGCAGCCACGCGUACUGCGUGGGCUGCAUCCGCAAGUGGCGUCACAGCCGGGACUUCCAGAGCACGGUCAUCAAGGCCUGCCCGGAGUGCAGGGUCACCUCCAGUUACUACAUCCCCCACAAAUACUGGGUCUCGGACGUGGGUGAGAAGGAGAAGCUCAUCGAAACCUUCAAGGCGCGGACGGGGAAAAUCAGGUGCAAGUUCUUUGCCCGGAACCGUGGCCGCUGCCCGUUCAAGUCAGACUGCAUCUACCUGCACGAACUGCCCGCCGGUCGGCGGCCGUGGCGCAGACGGCAGCGGCCGAGGUUCAGCCCUUCUCCCUCCGAGAGCUCUGACGAGGAGGACGAGGAGCUCUGCAUGCUCGAAUGGGCUCUCACCCUGGCCCUGAUGGAGACGGACUUUCGGUACUCGAGUUAUGGCCACGAGAUGCUUUUCACCGACUUCAGCGACUCCGACUAA
Messenger RNA from Aptenodytes forsteri (emperor penguin), 1197 nucleotides. RefSeq names its product probable E3 ubiquitin-protein ligase makorin-2. Gene Ontology annotation, molecular function: ubiquitin protein ligase activity; metal ion binding. Gene Ontology annotation, biological process: protein polyubiquitination. Bases 1 to 1197 code for a protein of 398 amino acids. The transcript has 7 exons. Lineage: Eukaryota; Metazoa; Chordata; Aves; Sphenisciformes; Spheniscidae. The record is from RefSeq and is a predicted model, not a curated record.